Molecule: messenger RNA, 5424 nt
Organism: Penicillium brasilianum
Lineage: Eukaryota; Fungi; Ascomycota; Eurotiomycetes; Eurotiales; Aspergillaceae
Source: the annotation of a GenBank genome assembly
CUGUCUCGACUUCUUCAUCUCCUACUCCUGACGCACCACGCGCACCCUGGUGACAAUGAGCAGCAUGGAGUCGCCGGAGCGUGAGCAGUCUGCGCCUCAGCCCGAGGAGCCCGUGACCUCCAUCGAGGAUGACGGCGCCAUUUCGGAAGACCAGUGGCAAGGCAUGGGGGAUAUGCUUAUGGCAAUCUACGACUAUCGUGAGCAGGAUGGUCAUGACCCCUCGCGAUUGUUCCAUCGCAGUGUCAACAAACGCAUCGUCCCGGACUACUACGAUAUUAUUAAGGAGCCAAUGGCACUCAGUAUCAUCAAGCAAAGAAUCAACAAGCGUGAAUAUAAGCAAAUUGCUGAUUUCGUGCGCGAUUUUGCCUUGAUCCCUCACAAUGCGCAAACCUACAAUCGACCCAAGUCGCAGGCGUACGAGGAUGCGCUAGUCAUCAAGGAUGUUAUCGUCUCGGAGUUGAAGAAGCUGGUCGAGAAGGAUCUCCUCAGCGCUGAAGAAGCUGAGUUGCCGGAUCUGGGCGAAAUUCCAGAGGCAGACCCUUUGCCCGAUGACGAUGAGGAAGAUGAAGAUGAGGACGAGGACGACGAGGAGGACAGCGACGACGAGCGUCGGAAGAAGAAGCCAGGCCCGAAGCCAGGUUCCAAGCGUGGAGGCCACAAGCAAGAGCCUGAUACCCGCAAGAAACGUGGGAGGCCCCCACGUGUGGACACUCCGAUGGAAACCCGGAUCAAGACCAUUCUCAAGGGAAUUCGCAAACACAAGGGCCCGGGUGGCCAAUUGAAAAUUUCCCAUUUCGAACGCCUCCCGGACAAGAUCGCCUAUCCAGAUUACUACAUGGAGAUCAAGGAGCCGAUUGCCAUUGAUAUUAUCAAGCGCAAAGCGAAGCGCAAGAAGUACAAUUCGGUCGAUCACUUCAUGCGGGAUCUAGAUCUCAUGUUCAACAAUGCCAAGGCCUACAACCAAUCAGAAAGCCAGAUCUACAAGGAUGCGGUCGAUUUACAAGGCGAGGCGCGCAAAUUGGCAGAACAGGAGAAGAAGAAGCCUGACAGCGAGUACCUAAUGGAAGACGGGCGCUUCCCCUUACCCGAUGGUAUUCUCUACCGCAACGAGCUGUGGAAGGUCGGUGACUGGGUCCACAUUCAGAAUCCCAACGAUGUCUCCAAGCCAAUUGUCGCCCAGAUUUACCGGACAUGGCAGGACUCGGAGGACCAAAAAUGGAUCAACGCCUGCUGGUACUACCGGCCGGAGCAGACCGUUCAUCACUUCGAGAAGCAUUUCUACCCCAACGAAGUGGUGAAGACUGGCCAGUACCGUGACCAUCGGGUCGAGGAGAUUGUCGACCGUUGUUUCGUUAUGUUCUUCACUCGCUACAGCCGAGGCCGCCCCCGCGAUCUCCCGCCAGACAAAGAGAUCUACGUGUGUGAGGCUCGAUACAAUGAGGAGAAACACAAGCUCAACAAGAUCAAGACAUGGGCUAGCUGCUUGCCAGAUGAGGUGCGCGAGAAGGACUAUGAAAUGGAUCUAUUUGAUGUGCCGCGCAAGAUCAAAAAGGUUCCGAGUCCGAUCAAGCAUUUGUUGAAGAGCGAUGCAAAGGAAACUGAUGAUCUUCCUCGACCGACCUGGGGUGCUGAUAAUGCGCCGCCAGUGGUGGGUGCGGUGCACCGUCGCCCUCGAGAUGAGAAUGAAUCUCCUCCUCCAGAGCCAACACCCUCUCCACCUCCUCAGCCACCAGCUCUCCCUCCACAAGCCAUGCCAGCAGUCACUCCCCGUCAAUCAAUGAGCCAACCAAUUCCAAAUGCCAAUCUAGUGCCGACGGGAGCUAUGGCAACUCCCCAGCUCCAAGCUCCAUCAUCCGCCGUGCCCGUGGCGCAGACAUCGCCAGUCCCCGUUCAUCAAGCCCCAUACCAGGCUCAAAUGAACCCGCAAAUGUACCAAGGCCCGAGCCAGCGGCGCCCAAGCAAUUUCGUGCCACAGACCCCGACCGCAGCCUACCAGGCAUCGCCAGCAGCACCGGCAUACUCAGCAGCACCACCAUCACCAUACGGCACCUACCCCCAAAAUCGGGCUCCAUCAACCGCAGCACCGGUCUACAACCCCAACGCACCCCGUCCAAUCGAAGUAUACCACCUCAACGACGCCGCCAACAGCGCAAUCCCCGCCGAUAUCCGCUCUCAAUUCCACUGCGACGCCCAGGGUCACGUCCUUUUCUUCUCCGUGCCCCCACUCGACCUGAUCCCGCCAUCAGAACAAAAACUCGGCCACUCACUAAAGUACCUCGCCACGAAAGAAGAACGAGCGAAAAAGGUCGCCGAGCACAAACGAAAGCGGGCCGAGGAACAGCGAGAGCGCCAAGAGGCAGCUAAACGCAAGCGUGCCGACGAGGAAAACGCCCUGGCCGAGCAAAUCGCGACGUUGACUCCGAAAGCGAUCGAAAGCCUGGUGCAACAAGUCGUGUCGGGCACGGAUGAAUUGUACAAGGCUGUCUACGACGAUCAAGCAGAGAGCGUGCGUGUCGCAGAUGAAAAGGCACGGGCAAGUCGAGCCCAGGCUGAUCGCGCAAAGAGCCAAUUGAUUGCACAGAUUCAGGCGCAGACCAGGGAUGAGGGCUUUGUUAGUCUGAAGGGGAGUGCUAUGUAUCUCGGUGAUAAUUGAGGGUAUUGGAGAGUGAGAAACAGUAACAAGGGAAAUACUGAUCAUCAGUUCAUGGUUCGGCGUCUUGAAAUCGAUGAUUUUGGGUGGGAAACACUUAUUGAAGGUAAGGGCGUUUUGCGAGAAAGUGUAUUGAAUAACGAUGAGUAGAGCAGAGAAUCAGACCGAACUUGGAUUCGAACUCAAACUAGAAGUUGAUAAUUGAUUGCCCUACACAGCCAACAAGUAUACUUCAAGAUACAAGGCUAAUACUGGCUACCUACAGCGUUGUACGAUUUUAUAGAAACAGUAAGCGGUCUAUAAGAAUCAAUUGAUGAACCAGUAGUAUAUUUGCACAUCUCCCAUUUAUCAAUUGACAAUUGUACAGCGCGGGCAGGCCAGGCCAGGCGAGACUGGACUGCAAUGACGAAAGAAGAGAAUCUUGUAAAAAGCACCUCAAGUAGGGGAAAACACCAAAAUCUUUUGCAAAGACAAAGACGGGGGGAGAGUAGAGAAGGAAGAGGUAGUAGUGGUAGAAGGAGAGGGAAUGCGAAUCGUUUGACUCAUAGAGAAAAGGCAAGCUAGAUCAAGGCAGGCAGCUGAAAAACUGCCACAGACCACACGGCUCAAGCUUGUUAUCCUCUCGAUUUCAUUCCCCAACCACGUAAGAUCACAAAGAUGAAAAGGGAAAGAGCAUUAAUACAGGAGCAGAGCAAGUGCCCAGAUUCGGAUUUUGAAAGACAAGAAGAAGCCCAGUCUCGAGAGGGAUGGGAAGGAAAAGAGGGAGGAACUAGAAAACGAGAGGACAAUGCGACGGGUCUCUAAAUGAUCCAGGAGGAGAUAAAGUAAAUAAAAAAGAAAAGGGGACACGGAAAAAGGAAACCACAAAAGUCUGUCCCAUAGUCAAGCUCCAAGAAAAGAAAAACGGCAGAAGAAAAGCGGCAAAGUCAGUCUAUGACGAGCAGAGUGUGUCGAUGAGUCUUGGUAUGCCUCGGUGACGGAAGGGCUGCAACUCACAAGUCCCGAGUAGAAAGGACCAGGGGCACGCAAUGGAUGGAUUCAAUCCAAUUCACAUAGGAAGCCGAGGGAGAAGAUCAGUGAAAGGAGGUGGUGCACUUUUAGAUUCCGAGAUAUUUUGACGCUCCGUGAUGCUGAAUGUGCCCUCGAGACGGGAAAACAAAGUUAAGAAAGAAGGGGAAAAACAAACUCCAAUGGCCUCUUUUUGGGGAAAAUGAGUAUGUCCAUAGCUGUGGACGGCGCUUGGCCCGUAUCGUCGUGAUCGUAGCGAAUGAUUACAAUGUGCAGCAAUGCAGAUUGCAAGGAUUGCUUGCAUGUACAGAACAAAGAUUAAGAGUCAUUCGAGCUCUCCUUGCUCUCAGAGUUCCAGGAGGAACUGUUGCGCUUGUUUCCCUCCUCCUCCUCCAUGGAGAAGACCAAGUCACUCUGUUCCUCCUCCUCGAUCUUGUUGGUUGUCGAAGAAAGGGUGCGAUCGAGGCGGCCGGGCCCGGCGGAAGAGUGGCGGGCCGAGCCGGGGUGGAGGGACAGACCGCUCAGCUGUUCAGAAAUCAUGGACAUGGAGGACUGGCGCCCAGGGCUGGAGACAAAUGGCGAGUUAUCGUACGAGGUACGACUGCCAAUGGGACCCAGGCUUGGACUACCGAUGGGGUUCAAUGACGAUUCGCGAAGUGGAGAGCCGAUGUGGGUGAAGGAUGAGCCGAUGGAAUCCUCUUCCUUCUUCUGUCGUUGCUUGGCAAAAAGGGCACCGAAUCGAGAUGGACUAGACGCGAGCGGCGAGCCAUUCUUCGAGAAGCUGGUGCUCGUCAUACCCAGGCUGCCGAUCUCGCGGUGACUGGAGCUCAGGUCGUGGUCCGUUCGGGAAAGACGGCGGAGCUUCUCCUGUGGCGUGAGAACAUCAUCGUGCAGAUUCAUAGGCAGAUAGUCCUCCUCCAUGGGGAAGUUCUCAUCCCAAUCAUCAAGCAAAGCGGGGCGAGGAACACUCGCAGAUAGUAUGCGGGGCUUGACCGAGCGAGAAGAGUGCAAAAACCGGGGACCAACGGAAUCUUCAGGGGCCGGGGGAGAAGAUCCAAUAUUCGACGAAGGUUUCCGCAUGUCGUAGCCGACAUCACGAAUGUUGCGGAAAGGAUCCGAGGGGCCCAUUCGCUGAGCCGGAGGGGAGGACAGUUCCCCCAGGCCGAAUUUGGAGGGCACCGAAGCAGCGACGGGGCCGUAACGAGCCGCAUGAGAGAUUCCCUGGCUAUCGAACGAUGCGGGAAGCGGAGCAUCCAGAGCCGUCAGAUGGCGGGCACUAGGCGACAUGGGGAAGCGCACAUCAUCGACGGGGGAGCCGUACUUGGAGCCGGCAUCAGAGGCGAGUCCGGUAUCGAUUGUGGGGAUCGCAUCAUAAGGUGUCUGCUGCUGCUGAGCCUGCACGAAGCCGGACUCAUCUUGCGAGGGAAGCUGCUGGGAGUAUCUUGGCUCGUGACCAUUCAGACGUUGCUGCGAGAGGACCGAGUUCGUCAAGGCAGAGUCCUGAUUCACGUAUGCCUGCGGGUUGACUCGCCCGCCCAAAUUCAAGUUACUACCACCGCCGAUACCCAUACCACCGCCGCCGCCACCACCACCACCAGCUCGAUUCACACGACGGCCAUCGGGAAGAAUAUGCGCGAGGGCGCAUUUGGCGCCAAACUUGCAGUUGCCCUAAACCAACGUGAAAGGCACAAAAGUGCCACCACGGUCAGCCGCCCGAUCGAAUGGGAAUGAUGUAGCGCAUUGAGAAACGGACUGGAAGGCCCAGG